GCACGUAUUAAGUGUUGUCUACUUUAUUUAAUCGUCGGUAUUUACGCGAGCGUUAUUUAUGCACCUGCUGUUAUUGAGAUAACAAGUCACGUAAGUGAUUUAACUGACGCAAUAUGAAAGACUUGACACAAGUUACCAAACAAGAACAAAGCGAUUUUUUCAAUUCCUUCGAUCACAUUUUAUGCGAUGUUGACGGAGUAAUCUGGCUUUUCCAUAACAACAUUCGUGGUUCAAUUGAGGCGAUACAAGCCCUCAAGAAGCUUAAAAAGAAAAUAAUUUUCGUUUCAAACAACGCGACAAAGACACAUGAUGAUUAUUUUCAACAAUUAAAAUCGGCGAAAAUUGCGUCGCAAAAAUCCGAUUUGGUUCAACCAACUCUCGCAAUAAUCGACUAUCUCAAAAAAAUCAACUUUUCGAAAGAAAUUUAUCUGAUCGGAAUGACGGCCCUGCAAAGAGAUCUCGAAAAAGCCGGCUUUAAAAUCUCCGAAUACGCACCUGAUCAAGUUGAAGAAAACGUUCCGAAAUUUGUUCACAUGUGCGUCACUAAAAGUGAUAGAAUUGGGGCCGUAAUUGCAGAUUUGGACGUCAAUUUAAAUUUUAUCAAGUUGCAAAAAGCAGGGACGUACUUGCGAGACCCCUCGGUGAUUUUUUUGACUGGUGGUUCUGAUAAAUUGUUACAUUAUGCUCCUGGUGAGACGAUAAUCGGGCCUGGAAAUUUUCACCGAAUUUUGGAGAAUAUGACUGAUCGAAAGGCACUUUCGAUGGCGAAGCCAGGGCCGUAUUUGAGCGAUUUUAUCAAAAAUAAAUAUGAAAUUUGUGAUUCGAGUCGCGUUUUGUUUAUCGGAGACACAGUUAUGGAAGAUAUGGGAUUUGGCAGUAUUUUUGGGUGCAAAAAACUAUUAGUUUUUAGUGGCUUAACCCGGAAAGAGGUUUUGAUUGAUUGGCCGUUUCCGGAGGAGUUUAAACCGGAUUAUUACGUCGAUAGCUUGAAUGAUAUUUAUGAGAUUUUGAAUAAAUUAUAUGCGUACUGUAUGAAAACUUUCAAAUUAUCCAAGGUUACAACAAAGAUAAGUAUUUUUUUUAUCUUGACUUUACUUGCGUUUAGUCUAACAAUGAUGAGAGACUUGACAACACUUAGUGAUAAAGAAUUGGAAGCGUUUUUCGCUUCUUUUGACCAAGUUUUAACCGACGUUGAUGGAGUGUUGUGGAAUGUCCUUGAAACAAUCCCAGGCACCGAUUUGGGAAUUAAAUCCCUGAAAAAAAUCGGCAAGAAAGUCACAGCGGUGUCAAACAACACAACAAAAUCACUCAAAGUGUUUCAGCAACAGUUUAAAUCCGCAGGAAUUGACUUGGGAAUGGAUGAAAUCGUGACUCCAGCUCUUGUCAUGGUUUCCUACCUCAAAUCUCAAAAUUUCGACAAGGAAAUUUUUCUUUUGGGAAUGCCUUGUUUGAGAGAAAUUUUUGAAAACGCAGGCUUUAAAGUGGCGAAAAAUGAUGAGUCGGUGUUGCCGAUUAAAACCCUUCACGAAUUCGCCUCAGCUACAAGCGAUGAUAAUGAUAAUAUUGGGGCUGUUGUAACUGACGUUGAUCUUAAUUUAAAUUAUCCAAACUUGCAAAAAGCUGCCACGUUGUUGAAACGACCGCAAGUUAUUUUUCUUAUGGGUGCGAUGGAUGUUGAGGUGCCCAUUGGGCUGGACAGGACCAUAAUAGGGCCAGGAUGUUUUCACAAAAUUUUGGAACAAAUUUCAGGCAGGAGAGGUUUAGAAAUGGCUAAACCUAGUCUGUGCUUGAAUGAUUUUAUUGUCAAGAAGUGUGGACUUACCGAUCCGAGAAAAGUUUUGUUUAUUGGAGAUUCAGUGUUGGCAGAUAUGGGCUUUGCGACGAAAUGUGGUUAUAAAAAAUUACUUGUCUUGAGUGGUUUAACCAAAAAAGAGGACUUGGACGAGUGGAAGUAUGAAGAGGAGUAUAAACCGGAGUUUUACGUCAACAGUUUGAAAGUUGUUCACGAAUUAAUUGAGAAAAUAAAGCAAUCAGUUUAAAAAAAACAUGUUAUAUACUUGUACCUUUCAAUUAAAUUAUUCACAACA
Tribolium castaneum (red flour beetle) is the source of this 2087-nucleotide messenger RNA. RefSeq lists its product as uncharacterized. Bases 114 to 2039 code for a protein of 641 amino acids. Lineage: Eukaryota; Metazoa; Arthropoda; Insecta; Coleoptera; Tenebrionidae. The record is from RefSeq and is a predicted model, not a curated record. Gene Ontology annotation, molecular function: phosphatase activity. The transcript is spliced from 7 exons.